AUGGUUCAAGGCUCAAAUAGGAUACCCUGAAGUAAAAGAAAGAUAAACACAAUGGACUCAUUGUGGACUGCGAGCACCAGUAUGUAGUGUAAAACAGUUCAACAUUUGGAAUGUUAAACUGAUUUAUGUUCUGUCCAAGAUGUACAGUACAUGCGGACUUGCAACAUUACAUGUAACACUACAUGUAAAGAGUACAUAAGAAGCAAUGACAGAUCUCUGGAGUCUGAAAUGUAUGGUCACUUUAAAGUUCCACCCACUGGACCAUCUUAGCGCAAUUAGUAAUCUUUACUGCUACUUCCGCAAGUGCAUUUUUGUCUAAAAUCACUGUUUUUAAUGAUGCAAGUCAGCUCUCUGAUUCGUAUGUAUUGACAUCAACUUAUCUUGCGUAAUCUGACUUUUUUUUGCAUAGUUGAAUCUUCUUGUCUCCAAAACACUCUGAUAUCUUACAAUAACACAUCUUGUGAAAAGGGAAAGGACUAAGGCACCAUGUUGCUGAGUGGAGACAGGACGGUCAUCUGGGUACUGAUCGGUGUGGUUGCCGUGUUCACAAUAUUCUUCAAUGUCUACAUAGUGCUGGUAAGCCUGCGGCAUUACAGGGAGAACGGGCACUGGCUCCCCUGUGAGACCAUCAUCACAGCAUUCGCUCUGGGCAGCACCACUCACCAGGUUGUCUCCUACUUUUUUAUAUCCCUGGACAAGAUGGACACCUACUGCAUCCUGGAAGAUCAUGUGCUGUCCACUCUGCUGGUGAUAAUCUACAGCCUGAAGUUCUGUAUCGUGUGGCUCACAGCAUUCCUGGCAUUUUACUACAGCACAAAGCUGGUGGUUGAGCCCAUCCACUGCUACACCAAGAUACAGGAAGCUAUCCUGAAGCAUGUCACAACUGUGGUCGUGGUCAUCUAUCUGUGCGGGUUCGGCAGCUGCAUGCCAAUGAUGGCUGCCUUCGACCACCUCCACAGCAACGUGGAUACCUACGACUGUGGCAUCCUGAGGCCAAAGGGCAGCCAAGGUGUAGCGUACAUGGCAUACUACCUGCUCAUGUCUGACAUCAUCCCUGGUCUGAUCAUGGUGAAGAGCAGCAUCUCCAUCAGUGUCCACUUAGCCAUUCACCUACGCCACAUGAAAGCUAGCACCAACGGGUUCCACACGCCCAAGCUGGGCGCUGAGAUGCGUGUGAUCCGCAUGAGCCUGGGACUGAUUGCGAUCUUCAUCUGCUUCCUGGUCGUGGACCUCUAUGUGCACUACGUGAACACAGUCCAGAACCAGAACGUCUUACCGCUUACCGUCCUCUUCUCCUCAAUCUACACAGCCAUGAGUUCCCUGGUGCUGAUCUAUGGAAAAAAGACCUUAUGGAAGGAACUCCUCCAUAUGUUCAACCUCUUCCUGGAUGAGUACCCCUGUCUCUCCUGCCUCAAAGUUCCAGAGAAGAAGCCAGACACAAAUGCCACCCCAGGACACUGAGGUUAGGCCCGGUAAGGCCUUCACUGUUUGGGACCCCAGGUUUGGUUAUUUACCCUCUCCACUGUUGGGAUAGCAUGAUUAAAAACUUAGCAGUUAGUUGGUUUUGACAAUCAUGAAUUUAAAAAAAAGCUUCACUGAAGGAAAUAUACUUGAAACACAAAUAUGUCUCAGCUCGAGGUGCAACUGAAUUACAUCCAGCCAGAAAUUAAAAUCUACUUUAUAUUCUUACUUGCACUUGUUAUGAAAUAUGGCGAAAUAAAUGUAACCUGAACAAAUUAAUCCAAGUAUGACAGAACGUGUUUCAUGUGCAACACCCACGUAAAGCCAUUUGUCGAGAUUCUCUUAAAACUGUACAUAUGUCAUUUUUAUUAAGCAAUUUAAUUUGUGGAUUUAUGCAAUAUGGCAUUAUCAUUAACUAUGAUGAAAUUGCCCUUUAUGUGAACUAAAUACUCUUACUAAAUUUCAUGUUUACACACAUUAAAAUGGCACAGUACUUUUGGAAAAUGAAGGCAGUGAAGCUGAUUUGUGAUUAAUUUAAUAAACAUGGAUAAAUGACUGCUGUUCCCCAUUUAACAUACACUAGUAUAUGAACUGCUAGACCCUGCCAUUGGCAUCAAGUCUUAUUUACAAGAUUAAUGAUAUAUAUUAUGUUAUA
Anguilla rostrata (American eel) is the source of this 2116-nucleotide messenger RNA. RefSeq names its product taste receptor type 2 member 39. The record is from RefSeq and is a predicted model, not a curated record. Gene Ontology annotation, biological process: G protein-coupled receptor signaling pathway; sensory perception of taste. Gene Ontology annotation, molecular function: G protein-coupled receptor activity; bitter taste receptor activity. Bases 487 to 1461 code for a protein of 324 amino acids. Lineage: Eukaryota; Metazoa; Chordata; Actinopteri; Anguilliformes; Anguillidae. The transcript has a single exon. Gene Ontology annotation, cellular component: membrane.